GCGAGGCGGCGGAGGCGGCCCAGUGCUCAGGCGGCUGGGAUGGAGCAGAAGCGCACCGGGUGCCGGAGGACACACAGCUGAAGGAGACACUUCGCAUUCGCCUGGCUUCCCUGCCCGCCGCCGGAGCCGCGCGGGACUCACGGUUCCCAUCGCAGCCCAUCAGGAAGAGGAGGAACAGUCAGUGCCCCGUGCGCUCUGGCAGUCCGGCAAACUCUCCCGCCGCCCGCGCCGUGCUCGGCACCAAACACCAGGGUACCAUGGUCUGCAAAAUUCUCUUCGUUCUCUGCAUCUUCACGGCAGGACUGAGGGUACAGAGCGUGCCUACAGUAGCCCUCUUGCCUGUGUCUCAUCCGGCAAAGAUUACCCCGACAACGGCCAUCUGGACGAGCUCUCCACAAGGCUCUCCUGCCUCCACUACCAGCACUGAAACGCCCAGCAAUUCAGUGCUCCCUGUCACAGUGUCGUCACCGGUGCAGACAUCUCUGCUCCCCAAGAACGUUUCCUUAGAGCCCAGAGAACAGCCCAGAGAACAGGACACCACCAGCCCCACGUUGGCUGCAGAAGGCACAAACACAGACCUCUUAUCAACAAGUGGUGGGAUCCACUUAACACCCACACCCGGGGAACACAGCUCGGGCACUUCCGAGGCGAGUGUGCCAGCUACAGGGUCGCAGUCCCCUGCUGAGUCUCCUGCACUCACCUCGCCUCAGACUCCAGCCUCAUCACCCUCAACCCUACCAACCUCACCACCAGAAGUUCCUUCUACCUCCAUCAGCACCAACCACAGCUCCGCUGAGCCCAGCACCAAGCCCACAGGAGCUGCCACCACACCAGAGGCCCCAGCGGAGGAGCACAGCUCUGGCCACACCCCCACGUCACAUGCCACGUCGGAGCUGGUACCCAUGGAGACAACGCCCCAAACAACUUUGCCAGCCAAAGUGACCUGUAUUCUGGUCGACAUGGAGACCACCACCGCCUCCCCCAGGGUGAUCAUGCAGGAAGUGGAGCACGCGCUAAGUCCAGGCAGCAUUGCCGCCAUUACAGUGACCGUCAUUGCCGUGGUGCUGUUGGUGUUUGGAGUUGCAGCGUACCUGAAGAUCAGGCAUUCCUCCUAUGGAAGACUUCUGGAUGAUCACGACUAUGGGUCCUGGGGAAACUACAACAAUCCUCUGUACGACGACUCUUAACAAAGGAACGUGGCCUGGGAUGAGGAAUAACUGCUCUUUAUUUAUAAGUGCUUAUCCAGUAGAAUUAAUAACAAGUACCUGAUGCGCAUUGAGCGACAAUCUUAAGCCCUGUUUUGUUGGUUUGGUUGUCUUGUUUUCCUUCCUCUCCUCUGGCUGCUACAACUUACCCUUUCUGGUACAAAAAGAACUAUUAUUUAAAGGUGAGUGGAGGCUGAUUUGCAGCUAAAAUGGGCCAACCUUGAGCCGGUGGGGCCAGACCACCUCGAUGGAGGCUUCUGUACCCACCACAACACCCACUGCAAGAAGGACUGAGGAAGAGGAAUUGAGUUAUUUUGUUGGGGGUUACUUUUGGGGAGCUUUUUGUUUGUGGUAUUUCUUAAACUCUUAUUUAGGAAAUUACAUUAAAUCUCACUGAGGGGAAAGAAAAUGAGUACUGGGAGGAUUUCACCCUGCAGGUGAUGAAGUAGGGGUUUCUCAGAUUCCUUUUAAAUCUCUACUCAGCUGGUUGUGUCUGACAAGAUGCCUGCGUGGCUCUACAAGCUGGAUCCCAGCUUCUUAGCUGCCUAAUUAAUGAAAGAGGAAACUAGAAAGUGCCCAGGAGGAGGCCGGCAGGCCGCAGAGCAGAGUAGCAGGUUGCUGUCAGAUCUCAGCGUAUCCUCUCUCUGUUCUCCCCUCCCGGCCACUGAAGACUAUGAGAUGAGCUUAGUUAGACAAGAGAAAGGGAGAAGCUGGUGGAAUGAGUGUACAGUAGAGGGAGUGGAGGAAGGAGGGAGCUGACACGUACUGAGUACCUCAUUAGGGAAAGUGAGAAUCAGCUCUCAAUAACUGUCAGAGGCAUCCACCACUUGGAGGAGCCCAUAGAAUCCUUGCUUUAUACCCACAAAACAACCGGUUCACUGCCUUGCUGUCUGUUGGAUAAUGGCUGUAAACUGUUUUUGAAAAAAAAAUUUUUUUUUUAAGGCACUAGUCUAUCUGCAGUGCUCAGUAAGGCAUUUCCAUAGGAAACAGAUACCGUGAUUAAUCCAUGUAUUCUUCCCAUACAUUUACCUUACUAAUUCUGCCCUUUAAUAAAUGAAAACCCCUGGUUAGAUAGUCUUAAAAUCCUGCAUAAUGAAUUCUGAGAAAGAACUGAUCAUUUUUGCAGGUAUCCAUUUAUUGUAACGGUUCGCGACCAGCAGGCAGUCUUGCAACCCCCCAAACUCCCCCACCCCCAGGACAUCUGAAAGUGUCUGGUGACAUUUUUUAUUAUCUCAACUUGGAGGUGUUACUUGUGGGCAGAGGUUAUGAAUAUGCUAAACAUCCUACAAUGCACAGAAUAGCCCACUGUAACAAAGAAUUAUCUGGCCCAAAGUGUCAAUAGUGCUGCGUUUGAAAAACCCUAAUAUUACAGUGCCCAUUGUGACAGAACAAGACACUCCCAGAUUUUUAACUAAAUAAAAUGAUUUGUUAAAUUUU
This is a messenger RNA of Rhinolophus ferrumequinum (greater horseshoe bat), 2642 nucleotides long. It is a transcript of the gene PARM1, whose product is annotated as prostate androgen-regulated mucin-like protein 1. Bases 258 to 1187 code for a protein of 309 amino acids. The transcript is spliced from 4 exons. Gene Ontology annotation, cellular component: plasma membrane; early endosome; Golgi apparatus. NCBI's taxonomy places the organism in Eukaryota, Metazoa, Chordata, Mammalia, Chiroptera, Rhinolophidae. The record is from RefSeq and is a predicted model, not a curated record.